Mollisia scopiformis is the source of this 732-nucleotide messenger RNA. Its product is annotated as glycoside hydrolase/deacetylase. Gene Ontology annotation, molecular function: hydrolase activity, acting on carbon-nitrogen (but not peptide) bonds. The record is from RefSeq and is a predicted model, not a curated record. The transcript has a single exon. Gene Ontology annotation, biological process: carbohydrate metabolic process. Bases 1 to 732 code for a protein of 243 amino acids. Gene Ontology annotation, cellular component: membrane. NCBI's taxonomy places the organism in Eukaryota, Fungi, Ascomycota, Leotiomycetes, Helotiales, Mollisiaceae.
AUGGUCCUCCUCAGCCUUCUGGUCCUGAUCCUCGUCCUUCUUUUGCUUGUCUAUAUCAUCUAUAAACCUCCCACUUGGCUUGUCACUUUCAUGUCAUGGAAAAACCCAGAUGUCCUAUUCCAUGUCCCCUUACCACCCUCGAAUCACGUGGUAGCCCUCACAAUCGACGAUGCUCCAUCCUCUGAAACGGGAAAGAUCCUCGAUAUCCUCAAGACAUACAAUGCCAAAGCCACCUUCUUCAUCAUCGGAAGUCAAGUAGGCCCCUAUCCCGAAAUCCUCGAACGAAUCCACAACGAAGGUCACGAGAUGGGCAACCACGCCUGGAAAGACGAACCAAGCAUCAACCUACCGACUUCCGAACUCCAGCAACAACUCCUGGACGUCGAGAAAAUGCUUAUUCCCAACUCCAACGGCUUAAAGUAUUUCCGACCAGGCUCAGGGUAUUUCAACAAGAAGAUGACGGACAUGGUGAAAGGAAUGGGAUACAAGACUGUGUUGGGUGAUAUAUUUCCGUUUGAUCCUGUGGUGCCGAAUGCGAGGAUUAAUGCGAAGCAUGUGUUGAGUAUGUUGAAGAGUGGUGGUGUUAUUAUUUUGCAUGACAGGAGGAGUUAUUCGCCUGAGCAGUUGGAGAUUGCGUUGAAGGGAAUGCAAGCCAGGGGUUGGAGAGCGGAGUCUUUGGGUGGGUUGUUGAAGAUUGCUGAGGAUGCGAAGAUGGAGAAGAAGGCCAAGUGA